GUCUGAAGUAUGAAACGAAAGUAAAACGAAUUUGUGCACACGCGAUUUACAUGCCUGUUCAUUUUAAAGGAAUGAGUCGUGAUUAAAAUCAGCAAGUGUCUGCUAGAUACAGGUUUGACUGUAUAAUAAUGGAGGAUUUCAGCGUUCAUUACGGAUAUCAAGAAGGAAUGGGACAGACAAGGUCUACUGGAGCGCGAUACAGUGGCUUGAGAAAUCAAGGUGCAACCUGCUAUCUGAACUCUGUACUACAGUGUCUCUACAUGACUGAAGACUUCCGAAAAGAAGUAGAAAAUUUUAGACCAGAUUCCUCUAAUAUUCACAUGGAAAGUUCACAAAGUAAUGAUCUGAUGCUAGAACUGAAGAAUCUCUUUAAAAAGAUGAAAGAAACUGAUGGUACUACCAAAGGGAUAACUCAUAGUUUGCGCAUCAGCAAUGUCCAUGAACAGCAGGAUGCAGUAGAAUACUAUCAGAAAAUUCUAAAGGCUGCUAAUUCACAAGCUUCCAAAAUAUUUGAAGGGGUAAUUAGUAACAAUAGCACAUGUCCAAAUAAACACAUAUUCAUCGAGAAGCAUCACUUUUUCACCAUCCCUUUAGCCAUUGAAGUUGGACACAGUGGGAUGUUUGAAAUGCUAAGAGGAUUACAGACUUUCUUUGAUUUGGUAAAGUUAGAUGAGGACAACUGGCUAUAUUGUAAAGACUGUGGGAAAAACUGAAACCCAGACAUGGACUGAUAUCAAGGUGUUUCCGACUAUCCUGACUCUGUACCUGAAAAGGUUUUACUUUGACUACAACCAAAUGAGGCCUGUGAAGAAUCACUGUUCCAUAAACAUUUCUCCAAAACUGGAGAUAAAGAAUAUUGGAUAUUCACUUUAUGCAGUCAUUAACCAUUAUGGAGAUGAAAGUGGAGGGCACUACAAUGUGUUCAUCAAAUCCUUUGAAGAUGGAGAGUGGUACCUAUUUGAUGAUAGUUCUGUCACACGGGUUUCAGAAAAAACAUUUCUUGAUUGUUCAAAGACAGCCUUUUUGCUAAUGUACAGAAAAUUGGACAGUCUGCACUCUGAAGAGAAAUCUACAGAUGAACCAUGCUGUUCACCAAAGUUGGUGAAGGUCAAUGGUGAUGCAUAUUUGAGUUAUGUAGCAAGCCUUAAAGAAGAUUUGCAGGUUGUAUCUGACCAAGUUAAAUUGAGUCUGGAGAAGGUGGACCAACUGGCUGGGCAGAUGCAUGCCUAUAGACAGUGCUAUGACUGGCUUAUUCAGUGGAUUGCUGGUGCCAAGAAAUGGCAAGAAGAUAUUGAGGCCCAACCUGUCAGUGAUAAAAAAGCGCUAAAAAAACAGCUGGCCCAGGCAAAGGAACUCCUUGUGGAGAUUAAAAACAAAGAAGACAAAGUCAAGGAAUGUAAGAACCAAGCUUUUGCCUACGUGAAUCUAAUAAAGUAUCAUGAGUAUCAGCUGGAAGCAUGUAGAGCAUUUGUGGAGUCUUUUCGCUUUACCAGUGUGGAGUCUGCUUCAAACAGCAUUAUGGAAGAGAUUAUCAAUCUUGAAAAAUGUUACAGUGAGGUGCUGUUGCUUACACGUCAAUAUAUUCAUUUUAAAAUGGACAUCCACAAAGAGGACAAUGAGAAGGAGCUGCCAGAACCCAGAAACCUCACAGAUGAGGAGAUUAAAAGCCAACAAGUCCAAGAGGCUCUGCUAAGCCAAAACAAGAUUGAGGAGAACAAUACUGUGGACAGUUUUAGAAAGGUUGCCCAAGAAGCAGAAGAAAAACAUGGCAAACCAGCAAAUGAGAAUUUUGCAACAGAGCAGGAAGCUGUACAGCAGAUACACAAGGCGAAGGAGGAUUGUGAAACAUUCAAGCAGCAAGCGGAGGAGGAUGCAGGAGAACACAAAGAAUGCACUGAUAAAGAGGCUAAUCAACAUCCGCAAAAUACACAUGAAACAGAACAACAAAAUCAAGCACCUGAAGCUGAGGCAGCUAAACAUGCUAAGGCUCAAGAACACUCAGAAAAACUGAGAAACAUGCCCAAAAUGGAUGGCAAAAAUGAGUUCCACCAACCACAUGCUGUUGCAAUUCAAGGUAGAUUCAACAAAAUAACAACUGAAAGUCAAAAUAAGUUUAGUGAUGCAACAUCUGAUAAAAAAAAGGAUGCGCAACCUUUGAAGAAAUGCAAAUUUGACACGGAAGAGAAAUUUCUAGUGGAGGGUCUUCGAAAACAAGUCACCGUAGAACAAUUACUGCAAUCUCAAGUUAUUGAUCAGAAGACUUACGAAAAGCUCAUAAAUGGCUCUAUUUCUAUGGAAGAUCUCAGCAAAGACUUGAAGAAGUAUCUUGAUGGUACAAAUUGUAUUGCAGGUGUAUAUAUAGAGGACACCAAAGAGCAACUGUCAAUCUAUGAAGCUAUGAAGAAGAACAUGAUUGGGCAAGACGAUGCCAUUGACCUGCUAAAAGCUCAAGCAGCCACUGGAUAUAUAAUCGAUCCAAUCAAAAAUCUGAAAUUGACAGUCAAAGAUGCUGUAGAAAUGGAAGUUGUUGGCAAUGAGUUUAAAGACACGCUUCUUUUUGCUGAACAAGCUGUGACUGGAUUUAUUAAUCCAUCUACUGGUAUGGUAUUUUCUCUAUUUCAGGCCAUGAAAAAGGGUAUGAUCGAUAAAUAUCAAUGCCUUCCCUUUUUAGAAGCUCAAAUUGCCACAGGUGGAAUCAUUGAUCCUGAAGCAAGUCAUCGUCUUCCAGUAAAAGUGGCGUGUGAGCAUGGCCUAUUCGAUGAUGAGACGAACUAUAUUCUUAAUGACACUUCUAAUUAUACUAAGAAACCGACUUACCGUCAGCUGUUAGAGCAAUGCAUUAUUGACCCUGAAACUGGACUUGCUCUCUUACUGCUAAAAAAGAAAAAGCAUGAAAGAAAUACAUCUUCUGAUUCAUCAGUACACAAAUUCAGUGGCACAAGAGAACAAGAAUGGGAAAGGGAAAUGGGCCCAGUUGCUGGGAUUGUAGUUACAGGUAAAGAUGCUCCAAAUAAAUUAUCCGUCAUAAAAGCCAUUCGAUGCAGUCUAGUUGAUAAUAUUACUGGUCUAAGACUGCUUGAGGCACAAGCUUGCACAGGUGGAAUCAUUGACCCAGAUACUGGAAAGAAAUUCACAAUUAAAGAUGCAUUGGACAAAGGGUUGGUAAAAGACACAAUGGUAGCUGCCUUGACUUUAGCUCAGAAGGCCUUCCAUGGAUUUGAAGUCUCAAAAACCAAAACAAAAAUGUCUGUUGGUCAGGCUUUGAAUGAGAGUCUGUUAACUUAUGAAACUGGUCAACGUUUUCUUGAAUUCCAGUAUCUGACAGGUGGACUAAUUGAACCUGGUGUUGCAGGAAGAUUAUCAUUGGACGAUGCUGUAAAGAAGGGUACUGUAGAUACAGUCACUGCUCAGAAACUCCAAGAUGUCAACAGAUACUCCAAAAAUCUCAUCUGUCCUAAAACAAAGCUAAAGAUAUCUUAUAGAGAGGCCAUAGGAAACAGCCUAAUUGAGAAUAGAUCUGGUUUACGUUUUUUGGAGGCAUCAUUAUAGUUUAUUAAAAGCCUUUUUAAAAUAUCCAUUUAAAUUAAAUCUAUCUUGAUCAUUUUAGGGCUUCAGGUUUUGCUGCAGAAUUAGUUGAGGCAAAUUUGAUGCUACAUGAUGUUUUUCCAUGAAUGUUUUAUUGCUUAAUUAAUUAAAAAAGGUUUCUGAUUAAAAUAGGUUAUGGAGCUAUUGAUACAGUAUAUCCUGCUUGCAUAUGUAAUAUUUUAUAUUUCAUUUUCUUUUUGUUAUUUAAAAUAUGCAAUGUUUUAAUUAUUAUUUUUGUAAUGUGGUAUCAAGAAAUAAAACUAAAAUUGAAGUGA
Messenger RNA from Silurus meridionalis, 3860 nucleotides. Its product is annotated as plectin-like. Gene Ontology annotation, molecular function: structural constituent of cytoskeleton; cysteine-type deubiquitinase activity; ankyrin binding. Gene Ontology annotation, cellular component: perinuclear region of cytoplasm; intermediate filament; focal adhesion. The record is from RefSeq and is a predicted model, not a curated record. The transcript has 16 exons. Gene Ontology annotation, biological process: hemidesmosome assembly; protein deubiquitination; intermediate filament cytoskeleton organization. Lineage: Eukaryota; Metazoa; Chordata; Actinopteri; Siluriformes; Siluridae. The coding region runs from base 670 to 3549 and encodes 959 amino acids.